Messenger RNA from Fukomys damarensis (Damara mole-rat), 3324 nucleotides. RefSeq names its product zinc finger AN1-type containing 4 (gene Zfand4). The record is from RefSeq and is a predicted model, not a curated record. Bases 778 to 2565 code for a protein of 595 amino acids. The transcript has 11 exons. NCBI's taxonomy places the organism in Eukaryota, Metazoa, Chordata, Mammalia, Rodentia, Bathyergidae. Gene Ontology annotation, molecular function: zinc ion binding; protein binding.
UUUUGUAGUCCGCACCUAGGUGCUUCCAGUCUCUGAGCACCAAGGAGGAAACUCCCGCCAGACCUCGGGGUUCAGGCAGAAGCCGGUGGUAUCUACGGGGACCAGAUCAGGCUUCUGUUGGAGUCCCGUGCCGGGAACGCGGGCAAGCGGCCCGGACUUCAGAUGCCCCACGAGCGAUAUGCCCGCUUUCCACACGAGACCACGAAGGUGGACUGGUGGGAACGGCGCGGUGCAGGGAAGGGAGUAUAAGCCGGGGGUGUACGCUCUAGAAAAGCACAGCGUGCGCAGCGAGCAGGAACUCUACUGGGCUAAGCCUUUCAGGCCGCGUUCUCCGUUGCUAGACAACGAAGCCACAUCCGGGCUUCUCCAACCGACUUCCAGUCGGGCUCCUGCCAACUCCGUGUCCCAGUAACCACUGGUGUCGGCGGCCAGCCCCGCCCCGCUGAUUGGAGGGCGGAGUGAACACAGACUCGCGAUUGGUCGACGUAUCACAAAGGGGCGGUGCGCUCAGUGCCACCCUCGGCACCGCUGGCGGGAGCUUCGUCCAGGUGAACCUGAGGUGGGCGAAGUAGCGAGUGGACCGGCGUCAGGCUGGAGGCUAGGCGCGGAAGCGCUGAGGUGGACGGACUCGAGAAAUGUACUUUGGGACCGUGAUGUUUUCAUGUCAGUAAAGGAAAACUGUCAGCCUCUUCAGGAGCACAUCGCGUCACGGUGUCUGUGUGCUGGUGGACAAUUUGCAAGAUACAAAAAGCAAAACAUGAAUGAUAUAUAUUACCAAUGUGCAAAGUUGAUUCGGAUAGAACUGAAGUACAGUUGCCUGCAACAUAUUCCAGAGGAUUUGGAGAAGUCAAAGUAAUGGAUAACAGGAAAGAGCCUCCAUUCUUCAAUGAAGAUAACAUGGAACUGGGACCACUUGACUACAAACAUCUUUUCUAUGAUACCAUGGAGCUCUUUAUUGAGACACUGACUGGAACAUGUUUUAAGCUGAGAGUUUCGCCAUUUGAAGCAGUCAUUUCCAUAAAGGCAAAGAUUCAAAGACUGGAAGGUAUUCCCAUUUGUCAGCAGCACCUAAUUUGGAAUAACGUGGAACUUGAAGAUGAUUACUGCUUGAAUGAUUACAACAUUUCAGAAGGUUGUACCUUGAAGCUGGUUUUGGCCAUGCGUGGUGGACCUAUAAAUACUAGAAAAGUUCCCAUGGAAGACCCGCUUAGGGAGAUGGCUGAGUACAUGGACCCCAGUCGAGAUGAGGUCUGGGAGAAGGCCUCCUGCAGCAGACAAGUUACGUUCUUGGUUUACCGGGAAGGAGACCAGUUGAAUUUCUUUUGUGUAGUAGAUAGGGGAAAUGGCACUUUAACACCAUUAUCUGAAUCUUUAAGUGGUGGUUCUGUGUACAAUUUGUGUACAGAUGAGGAUGAGGAGAUGGAGCCUUCUCCUGGGAAAAAUACCAUUGAAAAUUCAAUUACUAUGAAUAAAAUGAAGCUGCUGAAAGCAAAGAUGGAGAGCAUGAACCUCGGCAGAAAGCCCAAGAGAGCCCCGAAGGUGCAACCUCGCCCGCCCAACGCACGCCCUGCCAGUGGCUCUGGGGGGGUGACCCCGCGCCCCCGGCUGCUGCCUGCCCUCAUGCCCCUGAGCAAGGGGACCUCGGGACACCUGUGGCCGGGGUCCUCUCAGCCUCAGGGCACCCAGCACUCCAUGGGGAACUUGGCGACCGAGGACCUGCACGACCCUGUACUUAGUAUCCCACCCCACAAAGAGCACAAACCCAAGGCUGUGCUGUGCCCCGCAGAGGCUGAGGGAAAUGUGGUGCGAACAGGUGGCGGUGCAGGUACCCAGGGCAUGCGGAGGACCAGCGCUUCAUCUCUGUUGUCAUCCCCGGCCUCUUCAGGGGCUGCAGUACACAGUUCCGGGAACCGUGGUGCACCGGGGAAGCCCCACCAACAGCCCAGGUCAUGGAACUCCAAAGCCGACCCUGAGCCUGCUAUCCCCAGCCCCAGCUCCCAGGGGAAGAGGCCCGAAAUCAUCUCCAGAGUAGAGGCGAUGACAGACAAGGCCUCCAAAGAGCCUUUGGGCCAUGUGAGCAACACUGCAAUUGUGGCUUCUCUAGCACGGAGUUUGAGCAGGGCCGGGGUGAAGAGUGUCCAUGGCCGGAGCCAGCUGCACCCUCUGGGGCCCACUCAGUGCCCACCACACCCUCGCCUGCAGCUUGAGACCCCAAGUGGCUCUGCCUGGGCACAGCCAGCAGUGCCCUUCCCGUCUGCCCUUGGCCUGGGAAUGAACCGAAACAUUGCAGCAGCAGGGAAAAGAGGAGGAGAAUGUACCCAUCACCUCCCACCUGUGAAAGCCCCUCUCCAAGCAAAGAAGAAAACAACAGCAAAACAUUGUUUUCUUUGUGGAAAGAAAACAGGACUGGCUACUAGCUACGAAUGCAGAUGUGGGAACAACUUCUGCUCAUCUCAUCGCUAUGCAGAGACUCAUGGCUGCACCUAUGAUUACAAGAGUGCAGGGAGGAGGUUCUUACAGGAGGCAAAUCCUGUGGUGAAAGCACCAAAACUUCCAAAAAUCUAACUCUUCCUUUGCACCCUACUGUCCUGCCCGCGGAAUUGUAUUAUAUUGACAGAAGAAAAAUAGUUUAGACUGCAUUAUUUUUGUUCGACUCCAAAAGAUUUGCCAAAUAACAAAAGCAUCUAACGCAUACUGUUAAAGGAUCAGAAUGCUACAGUAUUUGACGUCCUUAUUUUUUUGGUGGAUCAAAAGUUUUAAAAGUAGUUUUUAAAACUUUAUACUGUAAUGUCUUAGCUUUGUUAUUGCAUGUCUGUGUUAUGUGUCUUAUAUUUGUUACUGCAGAUUUACUCAACACUCUUCAAACAUGUACUUUAGGAACUAAAUACUCUGUGUCACAGAGCAUCCAUUUGUAUGGCAUGUGUGGUUAUGUGAAGGCUUUGCCAAAAUGAAUCACUUUUUAUUUUGCCUUUUUUGCGGGAGAGGGGCAGGGUAGGAGGUAAUUUUUUUUUUUCAAAAUCCCAUGUGUGAAAAUUUAUGGAGUUACUUGUAAGUUCUUUUUAUUAUUUCAAACUACUUUUUAUAAAAAGAACAUUUGGGUUUCCAGUGUGGUUUUUAACAUACAUCUUCUAUAUUCAGAGUGGCAUUUGGAUAUGUAUCCAUUUCGUAAAACACAUCAUGUUAAUCAAGUACAUGUUUCUUAAAAUACUACUUUUUAAAAGGCAUUUUUAAAAGUUUUACUUGUUGCCACUAAACAGAGACACCAACUUUCAGUUUUCAAAAAAUGGCUACAGGGCUGGGGAUUUAGCUCAGUGGUUCAGUGGC